Messenger RNA from Oldenlandia corymbosa var. corymbosa, 765 nucleotides. Lineage: Eukaryota; Viridiplantae; Streptophyta; Magnoliopsida; Gentianales; Rubiaceae. The record is from the annotation of a GenBank genome assembly.
AUGUGGUGUUACAUGAAUCCGUCUGAGCACCUACCAGAAGGAAGAGAGAAAAUUCCAGUUGCACACUUUUAUUUACAGGAAAGCAGUUACUUAGCAUACAUUAAUCGGAAUAUCAACUGGAUUUGGAUGCUUAUGGAUACAUCGAUUGAUCGAGGAAAGUACUUUCUUAGCAAAUUUUUAUCGAUAAUAAAGGAAACUACAAAUGUGGUCAUCUCCAAAUCCAAAUUGCGCCUGGAGGCUGGAGUUUCCUGCAAGGAUCGCUCUCUAAGACGUGAAGAGGUGCAAAGUAUGCCCUCAUCUGACGUCUGCAAAAAGGCGAACUUGGAUCGGCUGAUCCCUAGAGAUAGAGGAUACACAGCUGCGGGAUUUAUUUUCAAUGGAGGGGCUGUUGUAGCUACUGAUCAUUUAUCGAAAUCACAUGUUCCAAACAUUAUAGAACUCAAUUCUCGCAUGGUUGCCGCUGUUUCUGUUCAUGGAGGAAGCGCGAAUAUGCUCAUUCAGAUGAAAAACAUGUACAACCAUGAAUUCAGUUCGGGGAGGAGGACGUAUUCUGUUGAAGAAACAUCAAAGUGGUUUGCCCACCUUCUGCCUAGGUGCUCUGAGGGUUCUUCAGUUGAAAUGCUGAUCGGAGGGUUUGACAAGUGUGGUCCUGCCCUUUAUCGCGUGGACGGUAAAGGGGCAGUAGAGGACUGUAAGAAGGAGGGAUAUGCUGCCACUGGAUGUGGUGAUAUGGCUGCUCGUGCUCUUCUGCGUUUCUGGUUUUAG